CAAUCAGAGCGCGCGCUCGGCGGACCUGCUGCGCGUGAGUGUGUGUAUGUAGGCGCGCGUGUGUGUGUUGGUUCUUGCUGCUUUUGUCCGGAUUUAAGAAAAUAUUUACACGUUAGUUUUAACGGCGACUGGAAGCAGAUUGGUAUUUUUAUUCGUUGUUUUGUGAAUAGUUUUGUCGCUUUUGUUAACGGCUGUUAAUCGCAGUUCUUGUCGCGCUGUUUUUGGGAUGGAUCCGGUCUGAGUUCGCGUCCUGUCGCCGCCUUCAUGGACUUCUCCUUCAAUAAUGUCUGCGGGCUUCGUGUCUGAUCCUCUAGCCGCUGCCUCUCGACCGCCCGCUUUCCUGCCCUACUCUCCUGCGCCGGGCUCCGGAUUGCCCCCCGCCGGCUACCCCGUGUCCGGACCCCGUCAGCACGAGCCUACUUACCCCUGCGCGGUGGCCCAUUACGCGCGGCCCCUGAGCUUCUCUUACCCCGGGCAUGCCGGCGCUUCAGGACAGCCUGCCUAUAUGCACUAUCAGCAGGGCAACUACAACACAGUGCUGGGGCAACAGGGCAGAUCAGAGAACGCGGGCCGCGAGCAGACCGUGGGAGUUGAAGCAAGCCAGUUGCGUCUUGGUGCAAAAGGCAAGAAGCUCCGCAAGCCCCGCACCAUCUACUCCAGCGGGCAGCUGGCGGCGCUACAGCAGCGCUUCCAGCAGACCCAGUACCUGGCCCUUCCCGAGAGAGCGGACCUGGCCGCACAGCUCGGCCUCACGCAGACACAGGUUAAAAUCUGGUUCCAAAAUAAACGCUCCAAAUACAAGAAGAUAAUGAAGCAUGGUUCGAGCGGACCUGAGGGAGACCCGCACGGCCCGUGCUCGACCUCUCCGCCGUGCUCCGGGCUCGCGCCGUUGUGGGACUCUCAAGGCCGGUCCGCAGGAGCUUAUAUGAAUCCAUACGUAGGAUGGUACAAUAACCCCCAGCACCCAGAACCUUUAUAGUAAAAGACAGAUAAGAACUGGAGGCAACUCCCACUGCAGCACUGGGAGCACUUGGCCAUCCACAUGUAAAUAUAUGUCUGUGUGUGUCUGAACGGGCUGUGACUGUAAGGAUUUUUAUUGCUUGUUUGACUCUCAUCGGUGCUUUUCAUUUUUUUUUAUUCAGACUCAUUUGCUUACAAUAAAAGGACGGAUUGAAUGAU
Astyanax mexicanus (Mexican tetra) is the source of this 1179-nucleotide messenger RNA. RefSeq names its product distal-less homeobox 4b (gene dlx4b). The record is from RefSeq and is a predicted model, not a curated record. Bases 284 to 979 code for a protein of 231 amino acids. Gene Ontology annotation, biological process: embryo development; negative regulation of transcription by RNA polymerase II; cell differentiation. Gene Ontology annotation, molecular function: DNA-binding transcription factor activity, RNA polymerase II-specific; RNA polymerase II cis-regulatory region sequence-specific DNA binding. Lineage: Eukaryota; Metazoa; Chordata; Actinopteri; Characiformes; Acestrorhamphidae. The transcript has 3 exons.